Messenger RNA from Lycium ferocissimum, 597 nucleotides. Its product is annotated as mini zinc finger protein 3-like. Gene Ontology annotation, biological process: regulation of DNA-templated transcription; regulation of developmental process. Gene Ontology annotation, molecular function: DNA-binding transcription factor activity; transcription cis-regulatory region binding. The transcript has a single exon. Bases 144 to 392 code for a protein of 82 amino acids. NCBI's taxonomy places the organism in Eukaryota, Viridiplantae, Streptophyta, Magnoliopsida, Solanales, Solanaceae. Gene Ontology annotation, cellular component: nucleus. The record is from RefSeq and is a predicted model, not a curated record.
UAACAAGGCUGCUACUAUAUAUUAACAUGCUAGGGUUAGGUUUAUAUACCGAAGACCAAGCUUUAUUUUCUAGUAACAAUCCAUCAAAAUUUCACUUAAUUCUCCCCAUUCAUAAGUGAAAGUUCAAAUAGGGAUUUUCAAGAAUGAUGAAAAAAAGACAAGUGGUGGUUAAAAGGAUUACUGGAGGUUCAUCAACUAGGAACAUACGAUACGUUGAAUGUCAAAAGAAUCAUGCGGCUAAUAUCGGUGGCUACGCAGUUGAUGGCUGCCGUGAAUUCAUGGCAAGCGGUGAAGACGGGACGACGGCUGCCCUAACUUGUGCUGCUUGUGGCUGUCACAGGAAUUUCCACCGGAGAGAAGUGAAUGGUGGUGAAGUUGUUUCUGAGAGUUAGUGUGAUUUAUUCGGAUGAUCAUGUUUGGUCCAAGAUUAUAUAAAAAGGAUAAGGUGAGUUUAAUUUUAUGUAUCAGAGUUCUUUAUGGUUUGUGCUUGAAUAUUUGUGUAUAAUUUGAUGUACAAAAAUUGAUGAAUUCCAGAUAAAAGAAUCUUUCUUGUAACUCGAACAAGAUAUAAAAUAUAUCAGAAGAUCUUAUUUUUAA